AGUUUGUUCGCUCUUCCAGUGCAUGACUUAAAUCUGCAUUGUUCACGCGUUACUUUUAGUUCAUCGAGUUACUGAAAUCACGAACUUAGAUUUGAAUGUUAGUGAUAGAUCUGUUGCGAUACUAGUUGUACAAGUACUAACCUCAGACAAACCGACUUGAGCGUUUACCAAACGGGUUGUUGCUCUCAUCUUCCUAUAAAUUGUAGACGUAGGCAAACGGUGCCUUUCAUUUUGUCAACAUGGUAAAUAAUAUUCGUUCAGUUUUGAUAAGUGAAAAUGUGGAUUCAGUAUGUGCAAAAAUUUUACGAGAGAAUGGGUUUGAAGUAACAAACAAAAUAGGAAUGACCAGACAGGAACUUUUGGAUGAAGUAAAGAAAUAUGAUUCCCUUAUAGUUCGUUCAGCAACUAAAGUUACCGCUGAUGUGAUUGAAGCAGCAACUUCAUUGAAAGUGAUUGGUCGAGCUGGAACAGGAGUAGACAACAUUGAUUGUGAUGCUGCCACUCGUCAAGGCAUUUUAGUUAUCAAUGCUCCAGGUGGUAACACAUUGAGUGCUGCAGAACUGACUUGUUGUAUGGUUGUUUCACUUUCGCGGAAAAUUGCCCAAGCUUGUGCCUCUUUGAAAGCUGGACUGUGGGAUAGGAAGACUUAUAUUGGUGAAGAACUUCAAGGAAAGACAUUGGCUAUUAUAGGUUUAGGUCGGAUUGGUCGGGAGGUAGCAUCUCGUAUGCAGUCCUUUGGAAUGAAGACCAUAGGAUUUGACCCAUUGGUUCCACCAGAAGAAAGUAUCACUUUUGGUGUGGAAAGUUUUCAACUAGAUCAGUUAUGGCCCAAGGCUGACUACAUUACUAUACAUGUACCACUGAUCCCACCAACAAAGCACAUGAUCAAUGACUUAGUUUUAUCCAAAUGUCGUAAGGGUGUUAAAAUUGUUAAUUGUGCCAGAGGUGGGAUCAUUGAUGAAGAUGCCCUUUUGAGAGCUCUAGAGUCAGAACAGUGUGGAGGUGCUGGGCUGGAUGUGUUUGAAGAGGAACCACCAAAAAAUUCUACUUUACUUCAACAUUCUAAAGUAAUUUGCACCCCACAUCUUGGAGCUAGUACUAAAGAAGCUCAGAAACGUGUGGCUGAGGAAAUAGCUCUUCAGUUUGUGGAGCUUUUGAAAGGUCAUUCUGUGCCUGGUAUUGUAAAUGCACCAACCUUUGGUCAAUUUCAAGUAGCUGACAACAAAUAUUGGGUGAAACUGUGUCAGACAUUGGGAAAACUUGCCGAUAAACUUGUGACCUCUGAUGAGCAAAAAAAUGUCAUAGUUUCUACUCGAGGUGCAUUACUAGAGAAAAAAGGUACAGUUUUAGGAAUAGCUACACUGGUAGGCUUGAUGAGUAAUACGUCCAGCAAUGGUAUUAAUUUCAUCAAUGCACCUUUACUGGCAAAAGAAGCAGGAAUUAAGCUUUCCAUUCACCAUAAAGAAGUUUUGAUGAGCUGUGAUGGACAGUGUCCAUCAUCAGCAGUUGAAAUAAAAGUGGAGGCAGGGAAUGAGAGCCAUGUUCUUGUGGGUACUACUGAAGGAUCUGUCCUCUUAUUAUGUUCAAUAGAUGAUGCUUGUUUUAACCCUUGCCAACCUUUACAAGGAAACCUUGUUGUGACAAAAAUUGAUGAUGAUAAAAACUUGGAACUUGAGCUAAUGAAAUCACUAAUGACAGGUGAAGCUUGUGUUCGUUCUGCAGCAAUAUCUGCACCCUUUAAUGAACAAAGAUGGUGUAUUUUCAAUACAAUGUCACCAACAGUUUCUCUUAAACAGCCAGUGUUUUGGACCCAGUUGAUGGUAUAAUGCAAAGCCACCAAUGAAAGGGGUAUUUCAAUGCCUAUUAGUGUUCUACUGCACUAUUUGAAAUUUGUUUACAUUCUUGGUAUAUAACAUUAUGGAAAUUCUGUUAAUAAAUAUGUGUAGUGAACUACAUUUCACUUACAAAGACCUGAAAAAUAAA
Messenger RNA from Limulus polyphemus (Atlantic horseshoe crab), 1983 nucleotides. Its product is annotated as D-3-phosphoglycerate dehydrogenase-like. The coding region runs from base 240 to 1826 and encodes 528 amino acids. Gene Ontology annotation, biological process: L-serine biosynthetic process. Gene Ontology annotation, molecular function: phosphoglycerate dehydrogenase activity; NAD binding. NCBI's taxonomy places the organism in Eukaryota, Metazoa, Arthropoda, Merostomata, Xiphosura, Limulidae. The record is from RefSeq and is a predicted model, not a curated record. The transcript is spliced from 11 exons.